AUGCAUAAUACAAUUGAAUAUUCCAAAUCUUAUAAGGCUUCUCGUGAAUUUAAUGAGAUACGUGACGUUCCUGAAUCACAUUAUGUAUGUCAAUGGUGGAUACAACAGUUCGACCAAAUAAAAGUUGAAAAAAGCUCAAAUACAUUUAUUCAAUUUAAGAAGAAACAUCGUGAUCAUAUCAGAUGGAAUGAUGCAUUAUUACCAUUUCGGCGUUCAGGUUUAUGGAUGACCAUAAAAGUAGUAUUUCAUACAAUUCUAAUCAAACGUUUGGGACAUGUGGGUACAAUUGCUUAUAAGUUGUUAAUUACUCACUUUCUUACUCAUAUCAUUAAUAAAAGACAUGUUAGUAGUACAUCCACUGAUUUAUUAGUUCAUUGUAUUCGAAAAAUUCUACGAAGAUUAAAUAAAAUUGAAAGUUUACUUUCGUCUAUAGAAUCAAAUCAUAUGAUGGAAUGGUUUCGAUAUAUGAAACAUGAAAUACAAAUGAAAGUAGAUGAAGUUCUUCCAAAGCCAAAUUUACUAAAUUUCAUUCAGAUGAAUGAACACUGGAGCCAGCCGUUAUCACUAAAUACUAUAAAAUUUAAUGAUCCUGAGAUAUAUCAAUAUUCAUGUUUACAAUUGAAGGCAUAUCUGAAUAAUAACAAUUCAAAUGAAACAUGUGAAUUAUUCUCAGGUUUUAGAUAUAAUGGUAUUCGCACGAAUUUUAAUGAUGAAGAUUAUAUACCGUCGUAUAAUAUUUUAAUAAAGCAAAUGAAUUAUACAAUUGCAACAUGUUUGACUUAUAUAGAAAUUUGGGUGGAAUUCCGUCUAGAACAAUGGAUAAACCGACCAUCACUAAUCAUAAAUGCAAAGAAUCGUUUCGAAAUUUUAUUGAAUUUUUUUGAUGACUAUCAAAAGGAGGCAUUGAAUUACUAUUGGCUAAAAGAUAGUGCAACAGAUCCGAUUGGUUAUAGUCGAUUUAUUCUAACAUCAUUAACAAUUAUUUGUUGCAUACAUAAAAAAUUAUGUCAAGAUAAAAGAUUUGAACGUUUGCAGUUUCAUUCUUUACACAUUCCAAAUAUUUUAGAGCUCUUCGAAUUCUUAGUUUUACCAAACCGAGAAGAUAUGAUCAGAGCACACAAUCUUUACAUUUAUUUUACUGAAUUCAAUAAUAGAUUAUAUCCUGAUCUUUUAAGCAAUAUAGAGUCUAACAAUGCUUUCGGGGUAUAUUUUGCGUAUCAUUCACCACAAAUGAAUGAUGCAAUACAACGCAUUCGAAUUGAAGCUGAACAGGAUAAACAAAAUAAAAUAAAAGAAGUAAACAAUGCAAAGGAAAAAUAUAAGCAAUUAAUGAAUGUAGUACAUAAUACUUCUUGUGAUUAUACUAACAAUCGUCAUAAGAUGAAACGAUGUCAACGAUGUAAAACCUUAAAAGAAGCGAACCAAAUUAAAGUAAAAGUAUACGAAUGUCCAAUGCCAUUGGCACAUGAAAGCGCAUUAGCUGUUAUUUUUGAAUUACAAAUGCCCAUUGAAAUACGAUGUUAUCGAGAUAUCAUUUGGCAAUUUACGAAUCGUUCUAAUUCACACCUAGAAAAUUGUAUGUAUGAAUGGUUGAAUGUUCCUUCUCAUGGUAGUAAAUUAAAAUCGUUCUGUACCGGUUUUAAUAAUCACAAAGUUAGAUUAGUAUCUUCUACGAAGUCUAUUAGUCAAACUCAUUACUCUACUCCACCAUCAAUUGCACACACAUCUAUUGAAGGUUUUCUAUUCGAAAAUAGUCUGAAGAUUCAGAUUUCACCGACGAAACCAAUUGGAUUCGAAGAUGAAGUUCGUAUAUUGACGCCCCAGCUUAAUCAUCCAGAUUACAAACAAUUACAAUUUACUGUAAGCACUACACAAUUUGUUCAAAAUGAUGUGAUUGCUCAAUUAUCUAAUUAUUCAACACGUUUGAAACCUUCACAGAUUAUAGAAUUCGGUUCAUUUCGUUCAGGUCAUCGUUUACAAUGGUGGAAUCUUUUGACAAUUCUUGAAAUGGACUCAUUAUCUUUUGCUGAAGAGAGUGUAGCAAUACUUAUUAUACAUUCAAUAUUACAAUAUGGUCCAUUGAUUUCAGAAUCAAAAACUUUCUCUGAAUCUUGGUGUCCAGAAUCACACCAACAAUUGUUAGAAGAUCAUUUUGUCAACGAAUUAAUCGUAAGAUUGAAUCAUCAUUUAGAUGAUUGUCAAUUGAAUUGGCAAAAUGAAUUGGUAUUAGUUGUCAUUACGAUGAGAAUUUUAAGCAUUUGUAAUACAAAUAUGGAAAAUAAAACUGUUAAUUUAAUACUAAAAUGUCGUAAAAUUGGUGAGAAAUCCCAGGUCGAAAAGUACCGGCCAGUUCCCGCAGGAAAACACCGAAAAUAG
Messenger RNA from Rotaria sp. Silwood1, 2376 nucleotides. NCBI's taxonomy places the organism in Eukaryota, Metazoa, Rotifera, Eurotatoria, Philodinida, Philodinidae. The record is from the annotation of a GenBank genome assembly.